Messenger RNA from Beta vulgaris subsp. vulgaris (sugar beet), 1022 nucleotides. Its product is annotated as ras-related protein RHN1. The record is from RefSeq and is a predicted model, not a curated record. The coding region runs from base 208 to 819 and encodes 203 amino acids. NCBI's taxonomy places the organism in Eukaryota, Viridiplantae, Streptophyta, Magnoliopsida, Caryophyllales, Amaranthaceae. The transcript is spliced from 8 exons. Gene Ontology annotation, molecular function: GTP binding; GTPase activity.
UUAACUUACCAGUCAAACCUACCAGUCUAAUUUCUUCCCUUUUCUCCCAUAUUAUUUUUCUGACUGUUAUCAUUUUUAUCUUGGAUUAUACUAAUCUUCUUUCAGGCUCUCAAAUUACCAACACUUUCUAGAUUUGAUCAAAUUUUGAUCUAACCAACAUGGGUAACAAGAACAUACAAGCCAAGCUGGUGGGUGCUUCUUGGGGAUAUGGGAACAGGAAAAACAAGCUUAGUUUUGAGAUUUGUCAAAGGCCAAUUCUUUGAUUAUCAGGAAUCAACAAUUGGUGCAGCAUUUUUCACUGAGGUGUUGUCCUUAGAUAACACAAUUGUUAAGCUUGAUAUAUGGGACACUGCUGGACAAGAACGAUACCACAGCUUAGCUCCUAUGUACUACCGUGGUGCAGCUGCAGCUGUUGUCGUCUAUGACAUUACUAGCGCGGAAUCAUUUGAGAAAGCGAAAAGAUGGACACAGGAAUUGCAGAGGCAAGCAAGCCCUCAUAUGUUCACUGCAUUGGUUGGGAAUAAGGCAGACCUUGAUGAGAAGAGGGAAGUCGAUAACGAGGUAGCUGAACAAUAUGCUAAAGAAAAUGGGUUGCAUUUCUUUGAAACAUCUGCUAAAACUGCACAGAAUGUCAAUGAACUGUUUUAUGAAACAGGUUACUUCUCUACACUCUUUAACCAGACAGAAAAUUCAGGCAACGACAUUGGCAAAAACUUGCCCACCACGUACAAGUGGAAUGAAAUUGCAGAACAGACGCGAAGGAAGAACAACAUUUUGUUGCUUCAAUUGAUACAAUGCUCAUGUUCACUGAUAUGCUGAAUGACAUUGCCUCCAUGGGUAGAUGCUAGAACAUGCCAAAGUCAGAGGCUGGAACAUAACCCAGAUGUGAUUACAUAAGCUGAUAUUUGUGUAACUAUAUUGUGUAAAUUCUGAAUCUAGUUCUCUUACAAACUGCAUUAUGUUGUGCAGCUGUGCUCUUUCUUAUGUUAUUAAUGAAAGCAAAUUCUCUCCUACUGUUAAAA